AUGGCAUUAAACGGUAAAGUCGCAGUAGUGACUGGAGCAGCGAAGGGGAUAGGAAAAGCAAUAACAGAGAUACUCCUGCAAAACGGUGCCAAGGUAGCCUUCCUGGAUAUGAAUGAAACUGCAGGGAAGAGUUUGAAAGAAGCCCUCGACAAACAGUACGGACAACAGAGAACCCUGUUCUUCAACUGCAACAUUGCGUCAGAGGAGCAAAUCAAAGCUGCCUUGCAGAAAACUGUAGAAACCUUCGGUGGUAUAGACAUCCUGUGCAACAAUGCUGGCAUCUUGGAUGAGGGAGACUGGGAGAAAACUGUCUCCAUAAACCUCGUGGCUGUUAUCAGGGUAGCGUACCUGGCUCUGGAGCACAUGAACAAGUUGAAUGGAGGUCAGGGUGGGGUCAUCGUCAACACUGCAUCCACGGCAGGUCUCGGUUCACUGCUACUACCCUGUCCUGUCUAUACAGCCUCCAAGCACGGAGUGGUCGGCUUCACUCGAGCCAUGGCGGCUACCUCUACCGCCGCAGGCUACGGUAUACGGUUCAACGCCCUUUGCCCAGCUGCUGUCCAAACUGACCUGUUAACCAACAUUAGGAACUGUUUGGGACAAUUUUCCCACCUGGCUGGAACAAUGCCAGGACUUGCAGACAAAAGGGUGUUGAAGACGUCUGAGGUAGCCGAGGGCCUCCUCGAGCUGGUGACCGAUGAGACGAAGAAUGGAGAGGCCCUCAUGGUGAGGUGCACCGGGAAGACUUACAUGACAUUCCCUGUAGUUACAGACCACAACACCAUCAUACAGAACCAAGCCCCCUGA
This is a messenger RNA of Sebastes umbrosus (honeycomb rockfish), 807 nucleotides long. Its product is annotated as 15-hydroxyprostaglandin dehydrogenase [NAD(+)]-like. Bases 1 to 807 code for a protein of 268 amino acids. Gene Ontology annotation, molecular function: oxidoreductase activity, acting on the CH-OH group of donors, NAD or NADP as acceptor. Gene Ontology annotation, cellular component: cytoplasm. Lineage: Eukaryota; Metazoa; Chordata; Actinopteri; Perciformes; Sebastidae. The transcript is spliced from 7 exons. The record is from RefSeq and is a predicted model, not a curated record.